This is a messenger RNA of Phytophthora nicotianae INRA-310, 714 nucleotides long. RefSeq lists its product as hypothetical. The record is from RefSeq and is a predicted model, not a curated record. The transcript has a single exon. The coding region runs from base 305 to 616 and encodes 103 amino acids. NCBI's taxonomy places the organism in Eukaryota, Oomycota, Peronosporomycetes, Peronosporales, Peronosporaceae.
AUGAUAGACAACAUUUUAUCGGUACGUGGCAGUGUACAACACUUCAAGACACGAUGUCGACCAAAGGUUGUGGUCAGCAACGAGUCACACAGACCUGCGCGAACUGUGAUUCAAAUUCAAAUAAUAAUUGUAAACCACAAGUCGAUUCCACAUCGGUGCUUUUGAAUCACACGCGUUGGAAACGCUGUUCGGGAAGUUGUUGGCAAAAACAGCGAGCUACUGCAAGGCUAUAAAAAGAGGAAGUUCGCCGUUGAUGGUUUGAGAUUGAAGUUGAAGGAGUGAUGGUCUCUUGAUAAAUAUCGUCAUGUUUUGUAUAUCAAGAAAUGCCAUUCACACUGAGUUGCCCUCAACAAGAGCCAAAACAACAGGUAUGCCAAGUUCAGCCUCGGAGAUUCACCACCUCGCAGCGUGCACACCGACUGCAGGAUUUCCUGCAAGAGAUCGAGGCGCUCCAGCAAAAGGAACAGCAGGACCAGGCCACGAUCCAAUUUCUCGAAGAGGAGAAGCGGAAGGCUUCGCGCACAUUUACUACUUGGUAACUCUGUUGAAUCAAGAGCGAGAAGAGGUCGACUACAUAAGAAGACUAGCAUCCAAUACGAUAGCACCUGUAAACUAGAUUUUAUUAGGCCUUGUGUGAAUUUCAUCACACCUGAAAGCAGAACAGUCAAAAACUCACAGAGUACAACGAAUAUUUAGCUUAUAUGUACUGACGAG